Osmerus eperlanus (European smelt) is the source of this 3189-nucleotide messenger RNA. RefSeq names its product inner centromere protein-like. NCBI's taxonomy places the organism in Eukaryota, Metazoa, Chordata, Actinopteri, Osmeriformes, Osmeridae. Gene Ontology annotation, biological process: meiotic spindle midzone assembly; metaphase chromosome alignment; mitotic cytokinesis. The record is from RefSeq and is a predicted model, not a curated record. The coding region runs from base 198 to 2603 and encodes 801 amino acids. Gene Ontology annotation, cellular component: chromosome passenger complex; nucleus; midbody. The transcript has 19 exons.
ACAAUUUGAACGGUUUCAGCGGGCGCUACUGAACUGAAGUAGUUGUUUGCGAUCUUUUUAUAGUGGUGAAUUUAGCCGAUUGGGACAGCUGAACAUUUAGACGAAUAAUAUUACAUGAAAAAUAUCCACGUACCGGAUGCAAGUUAGUUGGAUACCAGUUGUUUUAUCAACCAUUGGUAAAAAGUCACGCUGCAACCAUGAGCUGCUCGGUUCUUUCGUGUACACGUUCUCUCGUAAAAACGUUCGAUGGCAAAAUACAGGAAUAUAUCAGUGAUAUCGAAAAUGUCCAUAUGGUCUGGCUGGAAGAAAUUCAGCAGGAAGCCAACCGGAUGUUUUCAAGUGACUUCAGUGCAGAACCAGAAUUGAUGCCAAAGACUCCAAUUCAGAAGAAAAACAGCCGCAGGAAACGUAUUUCUGCGGGCCAGGAAGAAAACCGCAAAAGACGGAGUUCAAAGGGCAAGCGCAACCUACGUAUAUCUUCAGUGAAUAAACUUAAUCUCAUUGCUGAAAAUGAAGUUGGCCCAGAGGCAGUCGCCUCUGAGUUAUUCCCAGAAGAGUCCAAACGCAACACUCGCCACAAGACAGCAGAGAGGGGGGCAGAAGAGAAGUCCAUCACAGAAAAACAUGAGAACUACUCCCAUACGCAGACAGAAACUGCAGUGGUGUGCGCUAGCUCCCACCCAUCCCCUUCAAGCACGCCCCAAUCUCCACCUCAGACACGCAUGCAAGAAGUUACGGUGAAACUUUCUGCUGCUGACCGCCUGUCUGCUGAGAUCCUGUUAAAGGCAGAGUCCUCUCCCGGCCGCUCCGUUGUUAAGAUUGCCAUAGCUACCACGGAACCCUCCAGUUCACGCAGAAGCUCCGUGCGGCAUUCCCUCAGCCUCCGGCGCUCCCUGGCUGGUCUGCGCCACAGCAUGACUCAGGCGUCAGUGCGCCGAGCCUCCAGACGCUCCUUCAUGAAGAAGAAGGCUCGUGCCGGAAGCUCCAGCAGGAACGUCAGUGAAGAUGUCUUGAUGUUGUCCAGUGGCGAAGAUGUGGUUGUUAAGACGGAAGGUGUGUGGUCAGAUGUAGACAUUCAGACGGGGAAUACAGAGACGUCUCCAGAAGAGAAGAAACCAGAGGUUCCCCACAGUCGUCUCACCCGCUCCACGGCCCAAAUCCCCCCCACCACGGUUUCCUCCGCUGCCAUCAGCAAGAGUGGCACCCCAGAGGAAUCAGAUGACCACAGGGAAAAGCCUCAAUCACAAUCAAGCUUGAGGUCUCGUUCAAACUCGAAGCGCAGAGCAGCUGAUGCAGCGGAGGACUUCCAGAGCCCCAGGAAGAAGCCCUCUCCCAAGAGAAGCCAGACUGCAAUAAGGCCCAACAUGAGAUCCUUCCUCCAGACUGUGCAGAAGAACCAGCUUCUGAUGAUGACUCCAAGCUCUAUGAGUCGCAGCAGUAUGAUGAAGUCCUUCAUCAAAAACACUACGCCUCACAAAGUAGACCUUGCGUUGAGCCGUGGUUUAGUGAAAAAAGAGCAACUGAAACUGGAUGCUCUUAAGAAGAAGCAGGAGCAGGAAGAGGAUCGAAGGAGAAAGAUGGAGGACGACAAGAAAAAACGACUAGAGGAGCUGAAAAAGAAGAGGGAUGAAAGACUGAGAAAGGUUGUGGAGGCUCGAGUGAAAGAUGAGGAGGAAAAGCUCAAGAUGAGAAGAGAGAAAAAUGACAAGGCUCAGCUGCGAGAGGAGCGCCUGGCAGAGGAGAAGGCCCGGAAGAUGGCUACCAAGCGCCAAGAAGAGCUGGAGCAGAGGCGGAAGUUGGAGGACGAAACGAGGAGGAAGAAGAUACAGCAAGCGGAAGAGGAGGAGAAAUGCUUGCAGGAGAUGCAGGCCAAGCGGAGGGCCGAGGAGGAACAGGAACGGGCUCGCAAGCUGGCAGAGGCCCGCCGGGCGAUCGAGCUGAAGAAGGAGCAGGAGCGUGAGAGGGAGAGAGAGGCUGCUGAAAGAGAUCGAGUGGAGCAGGAAAAGGCCCUUGCUCUGAAGAGAGAAGUGGAGAAGGCUGCGAGGGAGAAAGAGAAGAGGGAGCUGGAGGAAAUGAGAAAAGAGCUGGAAGAAAAGAGAAAGAGGGAGGCGCAGGCUGAGGAGGAGAGGGCUGCUAAGCUGAGGGAAGCUGCCAAGGAGAAAGAAGCUGCUGCUAAGAUCGCACUGUCAGGACAAGUUCAGCAUGCCGUAAUGAAGACGCCUUUACGGAAGGGACCAGGCUUGAAUGUGACUGUAGAUAUCGAGGGUUCGCCACAGUCCUAUGACAUCACGCCGAAGGGCGGCAACAAGCCCGUUGCAGGGAACUCAAACUCUGACGAUUAUGGGAUGGACCAGAAAAGCGAUGACUCGACUGAUGACGAAUCUGCUCCGAGGAAACCCAUUCCAUCAUGGGCAGAAGGCAUUAAUCUGAAGCAGUCAACAAUGAAACAGUAUUUCAACCCACUGGACUUGCACACUUACUUUGGGGAGGUUGAACUUCUAAAGCUGGAGAACAUCUUCUACAAGAGCAAGCCACGUUAUUUCAAACGCACCAGCUCUGCUGUAUGGAACUCGCCGCCUAAAAGGGGAAAUCUGCCAUUUUAAAAACAUCAGUGCUACAUUGAGAACAUUGGGUUUUGUUUGUUAGUAGAAGGGAUUGAUUUCCCUUUUAUUUUUUACAUAGUAGCAAAUGUGGAUUUGGGGAUUUUUUUAAAAUACAAUGUCUUUGUACUUUGAGAAACAACACAGUUUUACCAAGAUUCAUUCAGUGGCUGUUCUCAUUGUGGAGUUGGUGUGGAGAUGCUAUUGUGUCUCACCUUUUAUACUGGUCAUGGUAGGUAAUCACCUUUCAGUUAGCCUGUUCUGGAGAAUGCAUAGUGCCGACAUUAGUAUGUAGACGAAGAAAUCAAAUAAACAUAUAACCUUUUUUUUAUGGAAAACAUAUGCUUGGUUAAUAAAGUUAAUAGGCACUAUGUGUGUGGGAUAAACUGUCGUUUAAUUCUGAAAUUACCCACAAGCCUUUCUUUCAUUUCAUGUUGGCGUGAUCAUAAAACAGAAUUUUGUUUUUGAAUGCUCCAUUUGAGUCCCAACGUCUUACGCCUAUACAUCAUAAGACGUAGUGAUUUUGGACCGACUGCACGAGCUACAUAUAUCCACAAGUUCUGGAAUAAUAAAAGAUUGUUAGACAUGA